Macrobrachium nipponense is the source of this 9017-nucleotide messenger RNA. RefSeq names its product kinesin-like protein KIF26B. Gene Ontology annotation, molecular function: microtubule binding; microtubule motor activity; ATP binding. The transcript is spliced from 19 exons. The coding region runs from base 1701 to 7634 and encodes 1977 amino acids. Lineage: Eukaryota; Metazoa; Arthropoda; Malacostraca; Decapoda; Palaemonidae. The record is from RefSeq and is a predicted model, not a curated record. Gene Ontology annotation, biological process: microtubule-based movement.
GCCUGGUGGGAGGAGUUCGUUCUCCGUCGCGGCUCGCCUACCUCACUCGCUCGCCGCCCCUGGCCCGGUGUCAGUCGACAGACCGUGUUUACUUACUUGAAUGACUGGACGAACUCUUUUCUUUCUCACUUUUUUUGCUUCUUGACGAUGAAAGACUUUCGGAGUUGUGUGCUGUUUUUGAAGGAGGAAAAGUAAUUUCGAUAAUGUGAAGGAAACUCUUCUUUAGAAUUUUAUUCUAACUCUUCUUUCGAACAUUUGGAAAACAGUGCUGAAACGAUGUGCAAGUGUCAGUACUUUGAACUUUAAAAAGUUGUGGAAGUUCCUUUGAAAAAGUGAAAAUACACUUGAAGUUGCUUCACAUUUAUCAAAAGCGGCCCAGGCGGGAGCACGAGUAAGGUGUGUAUUGCUUACUCUGACAGUCACCCGGCAAUAACUUGAAGGGCGUCGAGCUCCUGAAGGCCGGCGUUCGCUGACAGAAAGAGAAUGACCUUGCUUCUCCAUAUGUUGAUUCCUUUUCUUUUUCUUUAGGUUUCUGUUCGACGUAUUCCCAUUAAAACAGUGCCAAAUUUAAGUGCCAAUCGGAAUUUUUUUUAUUAUGAAUACCAGGUAGACGAAGGCGACCAUACGAGAUUAAACAUGGUUAGUUUAGUGGUAUGUUGAUGGUGUUUAAGUGUGAGUGUGAUUUACGCAGUAAUCGUGAUGAAAUAAAGAGAGAGCAACAAAUGAAAUGGAGGAAGAGAACGUUGCCCCAAUCAGCUUGAAAAGUCAAUGUUGUUUUGAAUAAUCACUGUGCUCCUGCGACAGCUGAUAUAACAGGUGUCAUGCAUUUAACCUGCAAACAGUGAAUCGUAGUUGGGAGGAAUACCGAUACAAAGUGAAACUUCAGCCCUCUCGGAAAAUAUAUCAGUGAAGCAAAAGGUAAAUAUUUCGCAAGUGUUGAUAAUGGAUGUUGUUUGAAGAAGACUGUUUCAUGUUCUGUUUCGUUUAGAAGGUGAUUAGGAUUUGCCGUGUCUAUUUUUGUUUAGUUCAGUUUUUAGAUAAACAGUAGCUUUCAUGUUUAUCCCUUUCCAACAAGUUAGAAAAAGAGUCCUUUCCAAUGACAGAUUUCUGGAGUGAUUCUUCCUUUUAUUCGUGGCAAAGAAAAAAUUAAGAGAAAACAGCCCGGAUGCCACGAGAGGAAUUUUUCCUCUCCGUAAUGUCGGGAUAAAAACUUCCUUUUAGAAGGAAACCCAACUAGAAGCUCCAAAGAGCGAAUGAAGUCAGAGAGAUGGUAGAGCAACGUAAGAGUAAUCCAGAGCUUGGAAAAAACCGCACGAUUGCUCAAACUUAACUUUCGGAAAACGCCACAAGCUACCGAAUUUCCUAACUAGGUGACAGGGAAGAAGAAAUUCCGCUGAAAACAAUAAGGUUUAUCAAGCUCCCUUAUUUUUUUCUCUGUCCCUGAAGCGAGAGGGGAAAGAGAGAGAAAAAAUAGGCGUUGCCCCGAGCAAGGGAAAGGCUCGAGCCAGGGCAGGCCCCGGGGGGAGGGCGAGAAAUCGAAGAGAAUGUCUCUUCGAAGACGGGAGUGACUAGGGGGGGUGUUCCUCCUCUGUGACCUGAAGAAGAGAAUCUCAGGUUCUCUCUCUCUCCCUUUUCUCUUUCUCUCUGUCCUCGUUCAUCAUGGACACAUGUCAUAGCGAGGCCAGGUAAACCUUUUGAGUAUGACAGAAGCAGCCCCCCGUCGAAGGAAAUCCCCGAAGCCCUCCCCCGUCGCAGGGCGGAGGGCAGAUGCCAGCACGGGUGACGCUCCUGUAGCAGGCGACGAAGGGGGAUCAGGCACCAGAGGAGUUGUGGAGAGCGCGCCUCCGAGCCCUACCAUGGCGUCCCUCGGGGUCUACUGGCCCGCGCUGAGGGAUCAUCCGCCCCCUGUUCCCCCUCAGCUCCUGAAGAAGCUCGCCUGUAAGGAGACUUCGAGCAUAGGGAAGGUCAAAGUCCUGCUACGAGUGGCGCCAUCUACGGAGAUCAACCAGUCUUCCAAAACGCUGAGCGUCGAUCCCCGUAAAAAGACCGUGACCCUAUUUGACCCUGGGUCAACCAGCCACCCGGCGACGACGCCGACGGAGGAGUCGCGGGUAGGAAUUGCGGCUCCUAAAAUGUUUGCCUUCGAUGGCAUUUACACUCAGGAGCACUCGCAGACGGAGGUGUGUUCAUCAGCUCUCACGGACGUCAUAGUGGCGGUUCUCCGAGGGGCGGAUGGCGCUGUCUUCAGCUUCGGUCAGCCUAACCUAGGUCAGAGUUACACCAUGCUGGGAGGAGGGGAAGGCCCCCACAGCCUAGGAGUCAUACCCUCGGCCGUGUGGUGGCUCUAUAAGGCCCUGGAAGACCACAAGGCAAACACAGGGGCGCGCUUCUCCGUCAGGAUAUCAGCCUUGCAAAUUGCGUCCGGGGAUGUCGUGACGGACUUGUUGGCUCCCUAUGCUCAAGGUGAGCAGUCUCCGGGCGUCUUCCUGAUGGAGGACGGUGGUUCGUCGCUGCUCCUUGCCCACGCUGCAGAAGUGAGAGCGCCCACCGUAGAAAGAGCAGCUCAUCUCUUGGACGCCGCUCUCUCCCACAGACACGUCGACGAGCAGGGACGUCAGGCCCAUUUCGUCUUCACCAUGAAUAUAUAUCAGUAUUCGGUCGAUACGUCUGCCAAAGGAGGAGUUGCCGGAGGUCGCAGCCGUCUUCACCUGAUGGACUUCGGUGCCCUUGAGAAAGGCAAAGGCCCUUCCAGACUAAACCUCUCUGCCCUUGGCAACGUCAUCCUAGCAAUAUUCAACGGGCAGAAACAUUUGCCUUACAAAGAUGGCAAGCUACCCAGGCUUCUGAGGGAGUGCGUUGGCUCCGUCAGGUGUGUGGCAGCCAUGCUGGUUCACGUGUCGCCAGCGGCUUCGUACUACCAGGAGACCCUCGCUACCAUACAACUGGCUUCCAGAGUCCACAGACUCAGAAGGAGAAGAAUCAAGCCCCAUGUCGGAGGGUCAGGAUCUGGGGGAUCCUCAGAGGAGUCCAGGUCAGGUCGUUCGUCCAGAGGCACCAUUACUGACACUGGAGGGUCAUCAUCGGUCGAUCCUUCCUCGUCAGAACAGUCGUGUGAUACCGUGAUCUACGUAGGUCCAGGUGCCGACGACGCCACUGACGGGGAGCACCCUCCAGUCUUUCUUCCCUCAAUCAACUCAGGUGACAAUCGGUGUUCCAUGAAGAAGGCGUUGCGAGGGUCCGCUGUGGACGGCGCGUCUAAUAAGAUCCCGGACUCUCAGAGGACCCAAAAGAAGUCGUCGAAAGCGUCCUCUAGUGCCAAGAGUCCCUCUAAGUCCUCCAAACACUCAUCGAAAGACGGUUCUCAUUCCUCCCCUCACCGGACUAAAGACUCGCACAAAAAUCGUGAUGGUGUUAGUGGUGUUAGCGGUGGUGCGAGUGGUGGUGUGAAUAGUGGUAGUGGUGCUGGGGGUGGUGUUAGUGGUAACAGUAGUUUGCCGAGAACUCCUACGAAAUACACUUCUUCCUCUGGUGCUAAGAUAACUGGUGCUACUCCUAAAUCUCCUAAAUCUCCACACGUCUCCAGACACAGUAGGCAUAAGGUCCCCUCUUCCGCAGCCCAUGGGGACCAGGCUUCUGCCCAAGGUCAGCAAGGGGGCGGCAGCGAAGAACAGUGGAUCGACGGUCCCAGAUUCCACAGAGCUAAAGUUUACGAUGGACAUAAAAUGAAAAGCUACGAACUGGAAACGUGGAUUGACGGACCGGAGGCAACCUAUGGGUAUAUGGACGACCACAAGAAAUCAAUGAUACAGAAAUGGGUCGAAACUCAGAAUGCGCAGGUGCAGCCGAAGACAUCGGAACACUCGCAAAGAAGUCCAAAGCACAAACAAUACAAAGAGCUGACGCAGUUCAAGACGGUGGAGGAGGACGAGACCUCUUCUCCGCGUCUCAAAGAAAAACACAGAGAAAAGCGCAAGAGCAGCGAGUGCAAAGAAAUUCGCAAGGACGGGCAGCACCUGGCGUCUGGGCGCGACAAAGACGCGACGCCCCGCAAGAGACGCAGUUACGGUGAUAAACCUCAUUCUAGUCAACCUGUGACUGACGUCGAAGACAGCAAAACUAAGUAUCAGACUGCGUCUUCGGACGCCAGCAAAACCGAGCUUAAGGUCCAGUUAGCAGACACCACAGGGGCUCCAUCCGUCACGGACUCUCAGGCUGGUAGCCAAAGUGAUGCUGUGUCUGACAGACAUCCGGAAAAGCAGGCUGAAGGGAGCGCAAUGGAGGUUUUGCCACCAGGGGUACCCGACGCCAAUGCCAACAUAACGCCGGCGGUCGUUCAGAGAAUAGCGAGUCAAGACGUUUGCAAUGUGCAGCUGAACCUCACAAGUCAAGAAACUCCGGCGGCUCGCGAUGGGGAAGGGGAUGAGGGGGACGAAAAUGAAGAGGAGGAAGUUCUUCAGGUCAUCUAUGUCGAAAGAGAGUCCAAAAGAGGGAGUCUGCAACACACGGCUUCUCAAGAAACGGAGGAAGACGAGAAGAAGACGGACGGCAGAUCGUCCUCAGAGGACACGACGACAGGCGAAGGCGACAACAUCGAGGAAGACAUCUCUCAGGCGUCGUCCUCGGAGGGUACUUCUGAGAGUUUGGUCGAGGAGGUGGUGAUCGAUGGGCGAGCGGCCAAGUUCUUCCUGCGAGAGGUACGAGACCUUGAUGAGGACGAGGAGGAACUCGAAGCUGCCCUAGACCGAUGGCUGGCCGAAGAAGACCGGGAAUAUAUUGAGGUGGAGGAACCAGAGGAACCGGUCGAAAUGAUCGACUCAUGGUGUCAGGUGACUGAGGAGGACAUCGAGAGAACCUUGGCCGAGGCAGGCGUCCACUUCAUGCCCUUUCUUCCUCACCGCCACCUGCUGCCUACCCUGCAGGAGGAACCCGCUGAAACUACGGACCAUCCCGACGUGCACCUCAAUGAAGGGAUUCCUCUGAGGACUCCGGCGGAAGUGACGGCAGAGGACCCUCACCACGCCCUCGAGAUCUCGGGGGAACUCGUCGGAGGUCCUCCGAAUUUUCUCGAAGAAAAGGAAGGAGAUCCAGUUGAAGAAUUCAAAGGAAGCUCACGUUAUCAGCAGAUGAUAAAGGACCCAAAUUUUACCGCCAAAACCCACUACUUCGCCAAGAGGUUGGAAGAACUACAACAACUUCAUGAAUUCUAUAGGAAUUUAGCCAAACAAGCACCGAGGGGAAGAAACUCCCUCCAUUCCCCGUCAGCACCACAAGAACAACAAGAACUGAGCGAAGACGACUCUAGCAUUUCCGAAGGAGGAGAGGAACCAGAGCCCAAGGUUUUGCCACAACCUUUUUUUAGCCAAGAAGGUGCCAUUACUAGUCUGAAGUUAGGAAGUGAGUACGAAUUUAACUGGAAGUCCCUCUUGCCGGAGGAGAUUGACGUUCAAAGUGAGGCGAACGAAGAAAAGACUGAAGGUGAAGACACGGCGUCUGAGGUCUCAAAAGACGUCAAUGAUCCUCUCUACGAUAUCCAGAGUGACAUCAUGCCUUACUUACCAAGUAAUUAUGUCAGUCUGACAACCUUAUCAGCACUCAGACAGCCAGAUGGCGCUUCGAAUCCAAACCUCAAUGGAGAGCUGUCACAUGCCGAACCAAAAGCAGUGGUAGCUCCUCCAGAGGAGGGAGCGACUACUCUGGCAGCGACAGCUUUACAGGAAAGGUUACCGGGAAACGGCGCCUCCUUAUCCGACGACGAGAGCAAUGUAAAACAGGUCAAAGUGAAAAAGGAGAAGAGAAAGAAAAAGUUGGGGCUGCUGUCGAAGUCGAGCAAAAAUUGUUCCUACAAAGAAGAGGCUGAUGCCGACGAAACCUCGACCUCGAGCAAACUCAGUUGGAGUCGUUUUUUUGGAAGUCCAAAACACAAAAGCUCUGCCAAGGACGCUUCCAAGAAGAGUGGCAAAUCCGCUUCCAAAUCCAACAGCAAGUCGCCGACGUCUUCGAAUAAGAAUUCCGAGAGAAGCGACAAGAAGUCCCAGAGGGAGAAGGAGAGAUCGAAGGACUCUAAAAACAACAAAGAAGGGAAAGUAGGAUAUCCCCAGGAGACGCACACCGGCCUCGAUCCCAGCAAACAAGCGGACAAUAAGGCGGCUAAGUCCUUUCAAAAACUGGAUUCAGAGCGGUCAAAUGGCAGUCUCAAGAACAAAUCCCCUGCCAGAAAGAGCUCCGAAGGAAGAAGCAGUAGAAGUGGCAGAAGAGAGAGUAGAGAACAAACACAACAGUGCCAACAGCCCCUCCAGCAACAACAGCAGCAGCAGCAGCAACAACAACAACAGCAGCAACAACAACAGGCGCAAAGAUAUCAGGGAUUCCACUGGGACUCGCCCCUUCCUCCAUUCCUCCCGGUAUCCACCGCUUCAAUACACCCGGGAUACGACUCAGGGGCGGACUCGGGGGUGGGGCUCAAGGUGAUUCCCCGUGCUCGUAGAUCGAGGGGCGAGAGCCGCCACGGGGAGAGUUCGGGAUAUGAAUCAGUCAUCAGGGACUCUGAAUGCUCUUCCUUCGGGUCCUCGCAGGAUUCUGGUCUAGAUGAUGAUGGCCUGAAAGGAAAGACCGGAGGAGGUAAAGGUAGUGAAAACCUAAGUGGAGACAAAAGUAAAGAGAAGAAGCAGCAACACGCCAAGAUCUCCGAGCUCAGAGCGAAGGAUUCCCAACAACAACAGCAGCAGAUUUACUCUUCGAUAACCACUUCUCCUCACUCUAAGACCCUGACGACAGGACCAGCUUCCGGAACGCCCUUAAUGUCCCAAAUCAAGCCCAAAUCUCCCCCGUCAGCUCACGGAGGUUCACAUCCCGGAGGGCGGAGCCACUCGUCCUCGAAGAUGAACGUCGACGAGUUCGACGAGGAGGACGUGGCCAGAUACGAGAGCCACAAGACGGAGGAGGACAUCGCCAAGUGCCGCAGGACGCAAGAGAAGAUCCGAGCCCUCCGAGAGAAGCAGGACCAGCUGAAGCGCGAGCUGGAGGCGGCGAAGGGAAGACUCAACAUCGACAAGUCCAGGUGGAGCUUCGAGUUACACGUUGAGGAAUGCAUGACCUGGCGAGAUGAUGGCUAUGUUGAAGCUCUCCAGCAGGAGACCAUAAUUUUGGCGAAGAGAGUCAUGGCGGCCAGGAGCAGACUACUGUACUCGACGUGCUUUGACGCAGCUGCAGCCCUCCAGGACAAGGGUUAUUCUGAAGGAGGAGGCGCUGCAGCCAUUGACCCCGAGCUGUUUGUCAUUUGCGAGGACGCCCUACUGGAGGAGAACGAGACCAAAGAACCGGCUCCUUUGGUCAGAGAAGAGAGUCCCUCGCCCGAGAGGGCCAGCUGCUCUUUCCUUCUUGGACUGAGCGAGAGAGCAUACUCCCGCCAAGACGCCCAAGACAGAGGGGCAGGAAAUGCCCAUCCGAGAUCAGGCAUUUACAGGGGACACUCUGAAUCGUCACUGGUCGUUGAUCCUGAUGGCACUAGGGCGUUAAGACCCUCAAAAAGUAAAGGACAGAAAACGACAGAAGAAACCCGGGUAUCAAAGAGCAGCAGCGUCGAAGAUUUCGAUAUUGAGGACUGGAAGAAGCUGAAGGAGUCAUUUAUUCUCUGACUAAAGAUUGUGUUUUGGGACCUCUGUCGCCCUGAGGCUUCUAUUCUCAAUGGUGAUGCCUUUAUAGGCUUCACAGUUUUGAAUAUUUGUAUAUAGUCUCCGUGUACAUAUUUUUUUCUUCAACCGUCUGACAGACGCUUCCCCUGCGACUUUGUCAUCAGCAAAGUUCAUGUACUGACAAAGAAUAACUUCUUACUCAAUUCCAUUCUCUGGGAUUAUCCAUUAUCAUCACGAGCCAAUCUGGCUCCUCUCAAGCCUCAAGAGAUGUAGAUGAACUAGCUGUCCACGCUCCAGUUUGUACAUUAUAAAGAAAGACUAUGCUUGGAGUGAAUACGAGAACUUAGUUUAUCCCGUUUUCUGUAUAUGUGUAUAAUUUGUAUAAUACAAUGACUUCUUUUCCCCUCUAAAUAGUUAGGAUUGUAUAUCCUAUUCUUUCAAAACUGCAAAAGCCAAAAUAUAAUUACGACUGUUGUGUACAUAAAAGAAACGCCGAAUGUGAUGUGUCAAAAAAACAAAUGAAGCGUGGGAGAUGGUAUUUAUACGAAGUAACAGCAGUAUUGUUUCUAACCAAAGAAAUUACGAGUAUUGCUUCUCGCCAAAGAGGAUAAAAGAGAAACACUUUAGAGUAAGAAGAUAUGUUAAGCGUUCGUGUGGACCUUAAACUUGAAGAGAGCAGAGAGAAAGAGGGAGAAAGACGUGGAAAACUUUCCGCAGAAAGCUAUGGGCUGAAUGACGGACGAUCUUUGGACAACUUUUUGUAUAAAAGUGAAUUAUGUGAUCUUAUUUCUUUUGAAUGUUGGUGUCUCUCCAUAUAGUGUCUUAUACUCUGACAGACCUUUCAAAUGGUGUUAACAUUCUAGUCUAAGCGUUGGUUGCUGAAUUAGAUGUAUAAAUAAUAAUCUAAAAAAAAAACUGGCAAAUAAUAAAAAAAAAAAUAGAAAAAAAAUCCUGCUGAAUGUGCGGUUCUUCAGUUUGUUGUGUAAAAUAAGGGUAACAUGAGCAAGAGAUAUACUAGACCAUACAAGUAGAUUUUCGUUUUAUUAUUUAUGCAAACAAAUGAUUGUCGUUAAUAAAGGAUUCAGUGUUUCGAUAGUUAUUUUCAAGUCGCGAGAAAAAUAUGUAAAAAUAAUAAAUCAGAAAUCUUAUUCAUUCAUCAAUCAUUCUCACAAUCCUCAUUAUUGUCACCGUUUUCAUAAUCAUCAACAUCACCAUCAUUAGACAUAGCGACAGUGUAUAGUUUUUAUUCUAGGUAUUUUUUCUUGUUAUUUCUUUAUUGCUUCAUGACAAUAUAUAAACAUCAACUAAUCAAUCAGUCUAUUUCGUCCAAGAAGAAUGAUUUGAAUGAUUAAGUUAAUAUAUAUAUAUAUAUAUAUAUAUAUAUAU